AUUUGACCUUUUUAAUUCUUUAUGUUCUUUCGUAUUCCUAAUUAAUUUUGUUGGUUUUGUAUUGUGCUAUUAUACCUACUAAUCAUCAAUUAAUCAUAUUACACCUGCACUAUAAGAACACACAUUACUGUAGUAAACUAUAGUGUAGAUUUCACAUGUAAAUAGUCUUGGUUGCUCGCGGCUACAACAGAAACUCCAUUUGGUUGGUCGUCAAUCGAAUUUGUUGUACAAAAUAUCAAUGCAUUGUACUCAUACAUGCAUAGCACAACAAUCGUAUAAUCAUCAUUAUUAUUAUGUCUGUAAAAAAUAUCGCGAUCGUCGCGUUUCUAGUGUCGACUGCGGUCAUCGUGACGCUGUCAAAGCUGUGCUCGGGCGAUGAAGACGACCAGAAUCAGAUAUUUUACGCUAUCGCCGAUGACGACAAUAAUAUUAGGAUUCGACACACGGAAGACGGCAGAUUCGUCGGUAAAGCUAGUUACACUCGGAGUUUAAACGUCACAGGAUGGGAUUACCUAGAAAUACUUACAUCUAUUAAAGUAGAUGACGCAACCCAAGCCUAUACUGCUGGUUUGUUGGAAGGAUACGUCACCGCUGACUUAAUUAACAUGUAUUGGCAAAAUAUUUUUCAAAACUUCUGUGAUGGUCGAGCUGAUCUAUGCGUAAAACUGGACAAAUAUUUGCAGACAAAUAAAAAUUGGAUUAUGUCUCAAGUGACAGAGAAAAAUGAAUUGGACGCGUAUUGGCAUCAAGUUGGCCUCAUAUACAAGCAACUCGACGGGUUAUACGAUGGAUAUAAACUGAAUACAAAAGAAGGAAUGCAGUCUUUGACAUGGGAAAAUUUUUUUUGGAUGAACAUUCAAAAAGAUUUAUUUAAUUUAUGCGAUGUUUUUAAUUCUUCGCACCCUCAUAAAAAACAGUUUGGGGCUGGAUCGUGUUCAGUUCUUAUAAAAUUACUACCUGGAUCUAAAGAGUUGAUCUUUUCUCACGUAACUGAGAAUCGGUACGAAACAAUGUUGAGGAUACAAAAGCGAUAUCGUCUUAAUUACAAGGAAAGUAAAUCGUCGUACCAGCUAGUUUUAGGCCACGACAUAACAUUUAGUUCAUAUCCCGGUUGUCUAUACUCGAUGGACGAUUUUUACUUGAUUUCUUCAGGUUUAGCAGUCACCGAAACCACUAUUUCAGUUUACAAUCCACAGCUAUGGGCCUAUGUUCAGCCAAUUGGGCAGAUGAUGGUUUUCAUUCGGGUGAUGGUAGCGAAUCGUCUUGCAUCCGACGGAUUGGCCUGGACGAAAUUAUUUAAGCAACAUAACAGUGGCACUUAUAACAGUCAAUGGCUGGUGAUAAAUUAUUCGCUGUUUCGACCAGGUCGCAAAUUACCUCGGAGAGGGUUGCUUUACGUAUUGGAACAAAUACCCGGACUGGUCGAGACGUGUGACGUGACUGAACCGUUUACGAACCAGACGUACUGGGCUAGCUACAACGUGCCAUUCUUACAGAUGAUAUCCAAAGCCAGCGGUCAAGAUGAUAUGGUGAAGCGAUAUGGAAAUUGGUUUUCAUACCAAGACACUCCUCGGGCUCGUAUAUUCGCUAGGGAUCAUGUCGAUGUGACGGACGUGCCGAGUAUGCUGCGCCUAAUGCGAUCUAAUGAUUUCAGAAAUGAUCCAGAGUCCAGGUGCGACUCUUGUGUUCCCCCGUAUUCGGCUGAAAACGCCAUUUCGUCCAGGAAUGAUUUAAAUGACAAAGACGGAGUGUACCCAUUUGAAGCACUUGGCUAUUCUAAUCGGGGUGCUAUAGAUGCAAAAGUAACGAGUUACAUAACCUUCAAGAGGCUAAAAUUUUUGGCUGUUUCCGGGCCAACUUGGGGCACAGGAGGACAUCUUGGUGGAUUCUGUUGGAGCAAAUCACACGCGGCCAACGUUAGCCAUGUUGGACUACCUGACUGUUGGAAUUUCAAACCUAAAUUACAUAAGUGGCAGUGGCAAAACUAGAGCUUAAGUCUUAGGAGGAAUUAUAACCUAGGUUAGAUAAUUAGGUAAGGUUAACGCUGUAACUGUAAACUACGAAUUCAUGCUAAUGAAUAAAGAUGAAAAACAGUUUUAAGGUGAGAAUGAAUAAUUUGAUUUUUAAGGGAUACAUGUUUUGUUUUUGGAAGCAGGAAGGGGUAUAAACCUGAUCACUUUUACUUAAUAGGUGAUUUAAGAUGACUUCGUGAUUUAACUGUUUAUAACGCGUAUCUAUAUAUUUAAUAAUUUUACGUAAAAGCGUCAACAAGAAAUACUGGCAAUUAGGAGGUAUUUUGGAGUCAAAGAGCUAAGACAGCUGAAACAGAUCUAAUUAUAAAAAUUACGCAUACAAUCAUAGAAAUUAUAUUUAAAAAAUAAAAAAUGUUAUAAAAAUAGUUAUAUAGUAGGUAAUAAUACGAAUCAAUAUUCAUGUAUAUCCACAAUAAUAACAAUGUCAUUAAAAAAUACAUAUUGUCAUAUUUAUGGAAAGUGAAUUAAUUAGUUAUACUUCUAACACUAUUACCUAUAGCCAUCUGCACCAAACUAUAGUUUUUAAUGUGUAUAUGUAUUAGGUAUAUGCUAUACAUGUUUUAUUUUUUUAUUGUUGUAUAAAUUAA
Aphis gossypii (cotton aphid) is the source of this 2620-nucleotide messenger RNA. RefSeq names its product putative phospholipase B-like 2. Gene Ontology annotation, molecular function: glycerophospholipase activity. The record is from RefSeq and is a predicted model, not a curated record. The transcript is spliced from 9 exons. Gene Ontology annotation, cellular component: extracellular region. Gene Ontology annotation, biological process: phospholipid catabolic process. Bases 294 to 1988 code for a protein of 564 amino acids. NCBI's taxonomy places the organism in Eukaryota, Metazoa, Arthropoda, Insecta, Hemiptera, Aphididae.